Diceros bicornis minor is the source of this 1874-nucleotide messenger RNA. RefSeq names its product cholinergic receptor nicotinic alpha 5 subunit (gene CHRNA5). NCBI's taxonomy places the organism in Eukaryota, Metazoa, Chordata, Mammalia, Perissodactyla, Rhinocerotidae. Bases 161 to 1564 code for a protein of 467 amino acids. Gene Ontology annotation, molecular function: transmembrane signaling receptor activity; acetylcholine-gated monoatomic cation-selective channel activity. Gene Ontology annotation, cellular component: neuron projection; synapse; postsynaptic membrane. Gene Ontology annotation, biological process: monoatomic ion transmembrane transport; chemical synaptic transmission; nervous system process. The record is from RefSeq and is a predicted model, not a curated record. The transcript is spliced from 6 exons.
GUGACUGCCCCGGCGGGAGCUGAGGCGCUGAGCGGCCGCUCUGCACCCUCUGCUGUCACUUGGCUCCGACCCGCACUCCCCUCUCCGUCCUCCUCGAGUCCGUGUUCCCCGCGCGGCCGUCUCGCGGCGGCUCCCUGCGUUCCCGCGCGGGUCCGGGACGAUGGCGGCGCGGGGGUCCGGGCCCCCGGUCCUCUUCCUCGCGUCGCGCCCGCUCCGCCUCCUCCUCCUUCUUCAGCUGGUCGCGGGGCGCGGCGCGCCCGGAGGAUUAGCUGAACCAUCCUCUGUUGCAAAACAUGAAGAUAGUUUGUUUAAGGAUUUAUUUCAAGACUACGAAAGAUGGGUUCGUCCUGUGGAAUACCUGAAUGACAAAAUAAAAAUAAAGUUUGGCCUUGCAAUAUCUCAAUUAGUGGAUGUGGAUGAGAAAAAUCAGUUAAUGACAACAAAUGUCUGGUUGAAACAGGAAUGGAUAGAUGUGAAAUUAAGAUGGAACCCUGAUGACUAUGGUGGAAUAAAAGUUAUACGUGUGCCUUCAGACUCUCUCUGGACACCAGACAUUGUUUUGUUUGAUAAUGCAGAUGGACGUUUUGAAGGGGCCAGUACGAAAACAGUCGUCAGGUAUGAUGGCACUGUCACCUGGACUCCUCCAGCAAACUACAAAAGUUCCUGCACCAUAGAUGUCACGUUUUUCCCAUUUGAUCUCCAAAACUGUUCCAUGAAAUUUGGUUCUUGGACUUACGAUGGAUCACAGGUUGAUAUAAUUUUAGAGGACCAAGAUGUAGACAAGAGAGAUUUUUUUGAUAAUGGAGAAUGGGAAAUUGUGAGUGCAACAGGAAGCAAAGGAAACAGAACUGAUAGCUGUUGCUGGUAUCCUUAUAUCACUUACUCAUUUGUAAUUAAGCGUCUGCCUCUCUUUUAUACCUUGUUCCUUAUUAUACCCUGUAUUGGGCUCUCGCUUUUAACCGUACUUGUCUUCUAUCUUCCUUCACAUGAAGGUGAAAAGAUUUCUCUCUGCACCUCAGUACUUGUUUCUUUGACUGUCUUCCUUCUGGUUAUUGAAGAGAUCAUACCUUCGUCUUCCAAAGUAAUACCUCUGAUUGGAGAGUAUCUGGUGUUUACCAUGAUUUUUGUGACACUGUCAAUUAUGGUGACUGUCUUUGUUAUCAACAUUCAUCAUCGUUCUUCCUCAACGCAUAAUGCUAUGGCACCUUGGGUCCGCAAGAUAUUUCUUCAGAAGCUUCCAAAACUGCUUUGCAUGAGAAGUCAUGUAGAUAGGUACUUUACUCAGAAAGAGGAAACUGAGAGCGGUAGUGGACCAAAAUUUUCUAGAAACACAUUGGAAGCUGCGCUUGAUUCUAUUCGAUAUAUUACAAGACACGUCACGAAGGAGAAUGAUGUCCGUGAGGUUGUUGAAGAUUGGAAAUUCAUAGCCCAGGUUCUUGAUCGGUUGUUUCUGUGGACUUUUCUUCUGGUUUCGAUUGUUGGAUCUCUUGGGCUUUUUGUUCCUGUUAUUUAUAAAUGGGCAAAUAUAAUAGUACCAGUUCAUAUUGGAAAUGCAAAUAAGUGAUACUUCCCAAGGGGUUGUAGUAGGAAUUUAGUUACCAAAAGGUAUAUAUCAUAUGGCACCUAUAAAAUUAUGAAAAUGUAAAUUGUUUAAAAUUUGAUGCAAGCUUUAACAGAUUAACAGUUGCUAACAUCAGUUUAUUUUAAUAGAUUGCCCAUUAGAACAUCUACCUGCGUGACUAAAGUAAUAACCGAUGGAUCUUCUAAAAAUCGCAGCAAAAUAUUAUCUGAAUUAUACUAGUAAAAAUCUAAUGUUUGUGUCCUGGCAAAUAAUACUAAUUUGUAAUCAUCAGUGAAGUUCUUUUUUUUCUUUU